AUGGGCUCACCAAACGCUACGAAGCCUACAAUGAAGCACUCGACUGCUUCUUCGUUCUCCGUCAGAUCCUCCGUCGCUCUCUCCUCUCACUCGGCAAUGGUGGAAUUGAAGCAGAGGAUACUAACCUCCCUCUCCAGAAUCGGCGACCGCGACACUUACCAGAUCGCAGUCGACGACCUCGAAAAAGUCGUCGUCUCCGUCUCCGACUCCCCCGAAACACUCCCGGUGCUUCUCCACUGCCUGUUCGAUUCCUUCGCCGAUCCCAAAGCCCCCGUCAAGAGAGAAUCGAUACGGCUCCUCUCCUUCCUCUGCCUCACUUACUCCGAUCUCACCUCCUCACAGCUCGCCAAAAUCAUCUCCCACAUCGUCAAGCGCCUCAAGGACGCCGAUAACGGCGUGCGCGACGCUUGCCGCGACGCAAUCGGCUCCCUCUCCGCGCAGUUUCUGAGCGAGACGGAGGAGGGAAAUGGGUCUUCGCUUGUGGGGCUCUUUGCGAAGCCAUUGUUCGAGGCCAUGGCGGAGCAGAACAAAAGCUUACAAUCCGGUGCUGCGAUUUGUAUGGGGAAGAUGGUGGAUUCUCCAACGGAGCCUCCCGUUGCAGCUUUUCAAAAACUCUGCCCUAGAAUCUCCAAGCUUUUGAAUAGCCCCAAUUACAUUACUAAAGGUUCUCUCUUGCCUGUAGUUGGAAGCUUAUCUCAGGUUGGAGCUAUUGCACCUCAGAGCUUGGACUCAUUGCUAAACAGCAUCCAUGAGUGCCUUGGAUGUGCAGAUUGGAUCACUCGUAAGGCGGCUGCUGAUGUUUUAAUAUCAUUGGCCGUCCAUUCUAGUAGUUUGGUUUCAGACAAAACAGAUUCCACUCUUACAGCUCUCGAGGCCUGUCGUUUUGAUAAGAUAAAACCUGUUAGAGACAGCUUGUCUGAAGCACUAAACGCCUGGAAGAACAUUGCUGGGACGUCUGAUGACCAGAAGGACGUGUCAUCUGAGCAGUGUAUGCUGGAAAGGAAUGGGGAAACCGAUUCAAUCGCAGGACUGGUGACGCAAGGGUCUUCUGAUGGUUUGAGCAGUAAUUCAGAUUCCAUAUCGAGAGCAGUGCUCAUGUUGAGGAAGAAAGCACCUCGCUUGACUGGCAAAGAUCUUAACCCAGAGUUUUUCCAUAAACUGGAGAAAGACGGUUCUGGUGAUAUGCCUGUUGAAGUUAUUCUUCCCUGCAGGCAAAAGAACUCGUCGAACUCAAACACGGAGGAUGAUGAAUCAGACGCCAAUGCUUCAGUAUCGAUGAGUAGGUCCAAAGGUUUGUCCAGAACAGGUAGUGAUCAUUCCAAACAAAGACAUUUUGGAGAUUUUGCUAGAGAGGAAUGGGUUGAUGAAAUACAGGCGGAAGCAGCUGAAAACAGAGGGAACUGGCCACCUUUACAGAGACAGUUAUUGCAGUUGGAGAGACAACAAACUCAUAUAAUGAACAUGUUGCAGGGUUUCAUGGGUGGUUCACAUGAUGGCAUGACAAGUUUGGAGAACCGUGUUAGAGGUCUUGAGAGGAUUGUACAAGAGAUGUCAAGAGAAAUGUCCAUACAAUCAGGUGCGAGAGGAAAGGCGGCUGCAUCGUGGAGGUCUGAUGUAGAUGGAUGGGAUAGUCCUACCUACGGAGCUUCUUCAAGAAACGCUCAGACCAGCACAAGAAGAAUACGUGGCACUGUUGAGCACUCUGGUAACAGCAGAAGAGCGUGGGACAAAAGCUCUGUACCUAUAAGACUAGGUGAAGGACCUUCCGCUAGAAGCGUGUGGCAAGCUUCGAAAGACGAAGCUACUCUUGAAGCAAUACGUGUAGCUGGAGAAGAGCGUGGAGGAACGUCGAGAAAAAGGCGAGUAUCUAUCAUCCCUCAAGCAGAAGCGAUAAUGGAGGAAGACGACGAUGGCCGUGGAGGACAAGGGAGAGACCCUGUGUGGACUUGCUGGAGCAAUGCGAUGCACGCACUCCGAGUUGGUGAUACUGAUUCUGCAUUUGCUGAGGUGUUAUCAACGGGAGACGAGCUUUUGCUUGUCAAGUUAAUGGACAAAACCGGUCCUGUUCUUGAUCAACUCUCGAGUGAUAUUGGACAUGAGGUUCUUCAGUCUAUAACACAGUUUCUGCUGGAUCAUACUCUGUUUGAUAUCUGUCUCUCUUGGAUUCAACAGCUGCUAGAAGUAAGUGAAGAAAACGGAGAAGAGUUUAUGGGGAUACCAAUGGAGCUAAAGAAGGAGCUUCUGUUGAAUCUACAUGAAGCUUCUUCAACAACGGAUCCUCCUGAGGACUGGGAAGGUCUAGCUCCGGACCAUCUUUUGGUUCAAUUAGCAUCGAACUGGACCAUCGAGCUCCAACAUUUCGACCAGUAA
Microthlaspi erraticum is the source of this 2370-nucleotide messenger RNA. Lineage: Eukaryota; Viridiplantae; Streptophyta; Magnoliopsida; Brassicales; Brassicaceae. The record is from the annotation of a GenBank genome assembly.